AUGUAUUCUUCUCCUGCUGCACCCAUCGGUCCUGCAGGUCCAGAGGGAGGAGAAGGCUUUUUCAAGCCCUUAGAAUUGAGCUUGGUUUAUGGGUUUUUUUUUUUUUUGUAUCCAUUCCUUUCCAGGGAAGAGAGCCCUCCUCCACCUGUGGUCUAUUCCCGCUACACGGACGACGUCCUCAGAGAUGUGGUGAAGAAGUUGGAGGAGCGGACAGCGCUUCUCCGAGAGAAAGUGAUAGACCCAUAUGCCACUUCUCCAGAGGUCACUCCACCCGUCACACCUAUCCUGAAGAAGGAGGACUACGUCAGACUGAAGGAGGAAGAGAGAGUUGCAAAAGAAGAAGCUGAAAGAAAGAAGGCAGAGGAGGCGGCCCGAAAGGCAGAGGAGAUAAAGAAAAAGAAUGAAGAGAAGAGACUUGAAGCUGAGAAGAAAGCCAAAGAAGAGAGGCUGGCAGAGGAGGCCAGGAGAAAGGCAAAGAGAUUCCCCGAACUCAGCUGCUUCUGCUGCGAUCUCCUCUUCCAACCACUGGAGAACAUGAUGGAUUCAGUUGUAGGGAGCACGAUUGACCCGUUCACAGAUCGUCGUUACAUUGCCUGGAUGACCCUAGUGGCAGUGGCGUUCAACUACAACCUGUGGUUCUGUUCGGCCCGGUUGGCGUUUCCUUACCAUAAUGAAACUCUGAAUCCCUACUGGGUUUUUUUCGACAUUCUCAGUGAUGUAGUGAAUGUCACCGACAUUGUAUUUUGGCAGCCCAGGCUUCAGUUUGUCAAAGCUGGUGACAUCAUAACAAACAGAAAAAUGACCAAAGUUCAUUACAGGGAAUCGCAGAGAUUCAAGCUUGAUUUAAUCAGCAUCAUCCCUUUCGACCUGCUCUGCCUCCACUUUGAGUUCUCUGCCGUCUACAGACUCAAUCGCCUCAUACGGAUAGUGUCCUUUUUCGAGUUCAGCAACCGACUUGAGAGUAUCCUGGCUAAGGCUUACAUCUGGAGAGUGAUUCGGACCACAGGCUACCUGCUCUUUGUGCUCCAUCUGAACGCCUGUCUGUUCUACGUGGCCUCUGUUCACCAGGGCUUGGGGAAGACCACCUGGGUGUACAGUGGAAAAGGCUCUGCGUACCUGCGCUGCUACUACUUUGCGGUGCGCAGCCUGAUCAACAUCGGAGGUCUGCCGGAGCCCACCACGAUCUUUGAGAUUUCAUUUCAGAUGACAAACUUCUUCACUGGCGUCUUUGUGUUCUCCAGCUUGAUUGGACAGAUGAGAGAUGUGAUCGGUGCAGCCACGGCAGGAGAGACGUAUUUUAGGUCAUCCAUGGACGGCUGUGUUAGCUACAUGAAUAGGUACACCAUCCCAAAACUUGUCCAGAACAGAAUCCGAACCUGGUACAACUACACAUGGACAGCACAGGGCAUGCUGGAUGAGUCAGAGUUGUUGGACAAGAUGCCCCUGGUGAUGAGAACUGCCAUCGCUGUGGACAUCAAUCUGGCGACAUUUCAGAAGAUUGCGCUGUUUCAGGGCUGUGACCAGCAGAUGUUGGUGGACAUGCUGCUGAGGCUCAAGUCCAUCGUAUACCUACCUGGAGAUUUUGUGGUUAAGAAAGGCGAUAUUGGUAAAGAGAUGUACGUCAUCAAAAGCGGAGCCGUGCAGGUGGUGGGAGGACCUGACAACAGCAUCGUGUUUGUCACUCUGAAGGCUGGAUGCGUGUUUGGAGAAAUCAGUUUACUACAGUCUGCUAAAGAUGGAGGAAACAGACGCACUGCUAACGUCAAAGCACACGGUUUUGCUAACCUUUUUGUCCUGGAGAAGAAGGACCUGUUUGACAUCCUGGUCCACUACCCUGAAUCUCAGAAAGUCUUGGCCAGGAAGGGGAGACAACUGCUAAAAGCUAAAGGUCCCGCAGCUGCUAAAGCAGCUGAGGAGAAACAGAAAGGUCUGGCUCUGUUUGGACAAAAACCACCAACACCUAAAAUGGUCAGAGCCUUUGCUGACUUGCGAAAAAAAGGUUUACUGGAAAAACUGAAGAAAAACGCAGCAGAGAUGAAGCGAAAACACAGUUUGAAAUAAUGCAGAGUUUAUAUAUAUGUAUAUAUAUAUACAUAUAUAUGUAUGUAUGUAUAUACAGUACAUAUAUAUGUAUGUAUGUAUAUAUGUAUAUAUAUGUAUACAAAGAAAAUAAAUGAAGUGCUACCCUAAACCCUCAGAGUCUCGUCAGCAGUGAAAGCAAAUGAAUCUGCCCACGUAGCAUUAAAUGUUCUGUGUUAUUGAGAAACUUUUCUUUUACAUGUGUAGAAAAAUGCAUCUUUAACACAGUUCAGUGGAAAAUAUUAAUAUUUAUUAUAUGUACUUUUUUCUUUUUUAAUCAUAAUGGCAUAUCAAUG
Molecule: messenger RNA, 2375 nt
Organism: Cynoglossus semilaevis (tongue sole)
Lineage: Eukaryota; Metazoa; Chordata; Actinopteri; Pleuronectiformes; Cynoglossidae
Gene: cngb3.1
Product: cyclic nucleotide gated channel subunit beta 3, tandem duplicate 1
Exons: 16
Coding region: 1-2061 (686 amino acids)
Biological process (GO): monoatomic cation transmembrane transport
Cellular component (GO): plasma membrane; photoreceptor outer segment; intracellular cyclic nucleotide activated cation channel complex
Molecular function (GO): intracellularly cGMP-activated cation channel activity; intracellularly cAMP-activated cation channel activity; cGMP binding
Source: RefSeq, a predicted model, not a curated record